UUGCGGCCCUGGGGAAAGCCUAGCUGGACCUUUCGGCCUCCCGGCGGGUGGCUUCUGCUAUCACCUGGAGGGGGUGCAUCCCAGGCGCGGUACUGGUUUCCUGAACCGGUAGAGGCGAGCAGCUUGCUGGGGGGGUUUGCCCGUAUUUGUUCCCAGCCGCUUCUCAUGUGAUGCACUCCCUUAACCAGGAAAUUAAAGCGUUCUCCCGGAAUGAUCUCAGGAAGCAAUGCACCAGGGUGACAACACUAACUGGAAAGAAAAUUGUAGAAACCUGGAAAGAUGCCAGAAUUCAUAUUGUGGAAGAAGUAGAGCCGAGCAGUGGGGGAGGUUGUGGUUAUGUGCAGGACUUUAGUUUGGACUUACAGGUUGGCGUUAUUAAGCCAUGGUUGCUCCUGGGUUCACAAGAUGUUGCUCAUGAUCUGGAUACACUAAAGAAGCACAAGGUGACUCAUGUUCUCAAUGUUGCAUGUGGAGUUGAAAAUGCUUUCGUCAGUGACUUUCUAUAUAAGAACAUUUCUAUACUGGAUCUGCCUGAGACCAAUAUCCUGUCUUAUUUUCCAGAAUGUUUUGAAUUUAUUGAACAAGCAAGAUUGAAGAAUGGAGUGGUUCUUGUUCAUUGUAAUGCAGGAGUUUCCAGGGCUGCUGCCAUUGUAAUAGGCUUCUUGAUGAAUUCAGAAGAAAUCUCAUUUACCAGUGCUUUUUCUUUGGUGAAAAAUGCAAGGCCUUCUAUAUGUCCAAAUGCUGGUUUCAUGGAACAACUUCGUACAUAUCAAGGUGGCAAAGAAAGCAAUACAUGUGACAAAAGGCAGGUAUUUGAGGGGCACAGCAGUUCAUGAGUUACAUUCUAGCAGAUGGUAGAAAGCUGUAAUUUCUAAAUUGGCAUCUACAGGCACCUUUCCCUUUCUUUAGAGAGUAGACUAGUAGGAAUGUCCUUUUCUCUUGCCUUUUUCAAGUGGAAAUGGAAGUCAUUUGUCCUUAGCUAGUGUAUAAAUAGAUUUUAAAAUUAUGUUUUCUUUGUUAAUGUAAUGUGUGAUUAAAUACUUCUUUGAUUUGCCAAUAGAAAAAUAACAGUGUAUUAUCAGUAAUUGAUUUCUGUAGAAGAAAAUGUUUUAAAUUUAAAAUCUAUAUUCGGGCAUGGAAAGAUUAAAUUAGUUCAUAAUGACUUAUGGUAUUUUUCUAUUCUGGUAACUGUUGAAAAUGGAAAUACUACUAGACCUAAUAUUUCAGAGGGAGGUAAUGUCUUUGUAAAGAAUUUAAGACUGAAAUCUAAAACCUUAAACCUCCCAAAAGAGGUAACCAAAAUCUGAAGGUUUACAUAAUAUUUAUAUAGUGGUUACAAUAUUCACAGAAUUUUUAUGUCCAUUUCUGAAAAUAUAUCCACUUUUCAUUUUGAUUUUUUAAUUUAAUUCUAUUGCUUGUAUGUGUUUUUUAUUAAAAAAAUUUCUGCAUAGAUGUUCUGUCUGACAUUAUUGUGUGCUUGUGGUUCUUUGUCAGGUGGUAUAGUCUCUAACAUUGUACACUUUUAAUACUGCCCCCUAACAUUCUAUUUUUGGGUCCCAUGUCAUAAUUUUUUGGUCACCUUGGAUCUGUUGGAAAAUGUUUUAUGCUGAAAGAUCAUUUUUAGAUGUGAUUUGUUCAGUGAUCUGUUUUCUAAUUUGGUAUUCUACCAGAGGUCAUAUUUUAAAGGAAAAGUUUAUGGUUUUGUAGGAAAUUUUCAAUAUUGUUAGGAUAAUUAAAAUCAUUGCAAUUUUAUCUCUGACCAUCUCCAAAUGAUGUGGUUUUUUUUUUUCUGUUUUGCCUCCAUGUUGGCAAUACUGAACUCUCUACAAAAUGUGUGUGUGUAUAAAUUCGCUUAAAGAUAUUUUUUGAGUUAUCCAGGAUAAAACAUACUUAAAAUUAAUUACAGUAAUUAAAAUAGAGCUUUAACUAAACUUUGAAGUAGUCUUUCAUGAUUGAGAAAAUAUUAUUGCCAUCUAGAUUUCAUUAAAAUCCCGAACGCUUCCUAAAUACACGUUAUAGAGAACUAACAUAUUCCUAUACAAAGUUAGAAAGUGCAUAUUAAGUAUAUCUGUGCAUUUGCGAAAGCAGGUUUUCUUAUGUUGUCAUGAGCAAAAAUGUAGAAGUGACAAAUGCAAAUUAUCUUUCAGAAUUAUUAUAGCCUGACAAGAUGCCAUCACAGGCAAAGCUAUGAACUUCGCUUCCAUUGAGAAGCAGCAUAAAUAUGAUCAGCCUACUGCUUGCAGUUGAUCAAGGCAGACAGAAUACCCUUGGAUAUGAGACUGAUAUAUAAUGUUGUCUUUAUGGUCAGUGUUGCUAAGGGUUUGCCUGGUCAACCUUCUAUUCACUUGAAAUUAUUUAUUUAAAUACAUAUUCUUUUUCUAGGUGUUAUUUAGUUUUCAGCCAUUUAGUGUUGUGACAUAAAGUAUUAAAUAGAAUUUAUUCAUCAUGGAUAGUAUAUUAUUUACAACUCUGUAGUUUGUAUGCUUAAUUGCCACCUGUAGGGAUCUGGUUAUGGUACAAGCUCUAUAGAAAUGCAUUAAACAUCAAUUUUGUUUUAUCU
Talpa occidentalis (Iberian mole) is the source of this 2560-nucleotide messenger RNA. It is a transcript of the gene DUSP19, whose product is annotated as dual specificity phosphatase 19. The record is from RefSeq and is a predicted model, not a curated record. The transcript is spliced from 4 exons. Gene Ontology annotation, molecular function: JUN kinase phosphatase activity. NCBI's taxonomy places the organism in Eukaryota, Metazoa, Chordata, Mammalia, Eulipotyphla, Talpidae. Gene Ontology annotation, cellular component: cytoplasm. The coding region runs from base 171 to 836 and encodes 221 amino acids. Gene Ontology annotation, biological process: regulation of MAP kinase activity; protein dephosphorylation.